Stylonychia lemnae is the source of this 282-nucleotide messenger RNA. The record is from the annotation of a GenBank genome assembly. NCBI's taxonomy places the organism in Eukaryota, Ciliophora, Spirotrichea, Sporadotrichida, Oxytrichidae.
AUGGGAGAAAGACCUUAAUCUCAUGAGGAUCUCAAAAUUUUGAGAGAAGAGAGAACACUUGCUAAUAAACUCAGAGAAGCAAUUUCUUUCUGCAAGAAUACCCUUGAGAUCUCAACUAUAGAUGAUAGCAAGUUGAGCUUAGAUGAAAAAGUCAACUUUGAGAAGUGUCUUACCUAGAAUUAUCUUGUUAAGCACGGCUAUGAUUAUUUCGGAAAAAGAGAUUUAAUUUACUUAGACCUGUUUGGGACUGAGGAUAUCAAAAGACUUAGAGAAUCCGCAUGA